Messenger RNA from Cuscuta epithymum, 1283 nucleotides. NCBI's taxonomy places the organism in Eukaryota, Viridiplantae, Streptophyta, Magnoliopsida, Solanales, Convolvulaceae. The record is from the annotation of a GenBank genome assembly.
AGGUGUGGGUCCACCCCGAGGCCGUGGCGCAAUAAUGGAUUACACCUUUUAUCUAUCCACGCUGCACAUUUCUCCGGCUAGAUCUGACAUUUAGACGCUAGUCGGUUGCAUUCCCUCCCUGAAAAUUUUCCGACAAGUAAUUGAGACUUCGAUGGCGACGAAGACGACGAUGAUAACAUCACCUUCUCCAAAAGUUCAUACGAGCACUUUUGGUGCAAGAAGGUUUCAAAUCCCUUUUCGUUCCGCUUCACUUUCUUCCAACAAGAUUUCAUCUUCCGUGAUUCGUUUCCGAAAUCCUACGGAACUAAAUCGAGCUUCGGCCAAAUCCUUGUCCGAUCCUCCCACGAUUUUAUCUGAAGACGUUGGUGAGAUGAUUGGAGAAAUCAGUAUACUUCGUCUUACGGGUGAAGAAGUAAAGUUUAAGCAGCUCUGGGAUCAAGAAGAGGGAGUAGCUGUUGUAGCACUUCUGAGGCAUUUUGGUUGCGUUUGCAGCUGGGAACUUGCAGCAGCACUCAGAGAUUACCAAAGCAGAUUUAAUUCUGCGGGUGUGGAGCUGGUUGCCGUUGGUAUUGGGUCGCCAAGAAAUGGCCGGAUUUUGUCUGCAAGGUUGCCUUUCCCGUGGGAGUGUCUGUAUGCUGAUCCUGAUCGCAAGGCUUAUAAUGCUCUAGGCUUGUACUAUGGGAUCGGCCGCACAUUUUUCAACCCAGCCAGUGCUAAAAUAUUUUCUAGAUUCAAAGAAUUACGAGAAGCGAACAAAAACUACACUAUUGAAGCCACCCCAGAUGAUAAAAGCAGUGUUCUGCAACAGGGAGGAAUGUUUGUGUUUAAAGGGAAGCAAUUGGUAUAUGCACGGAAGGAUGAAGCAACUGGUGAUCAUGCCCCUUUGGAUGAUGUUUUUAAGGUCUGCCGCAAAGUUAGGUGAUUGCAAGGAAUGUCUGCUAGAGUUUAUCCAUUAAUGUUCUUAUAGUAUAAUAAUAAUACUCCUAUACCCGAAAAACUCACUUUUAAUACUAAAACAAUAUUAGAAAUCUGUUCAGAAUAAUAAGAAUUGGAAGUAUGACUUUUCUUGUUGGGAAAGGUUUAAUUAGUCAUUUUGUGAAUUGCAAGGUUGGGUUCUCCUAGCUUGUAUAUUCAGGAAACAUUCUCACCUCGGAUGCGCUUGUAUUUGUUCAUCAGGACGUAAGAAAACUGAGACAAGACUGAAAAUCCACUCUAGCAAUAGUAAAUGUCAUUUGCAUGAAUAAUUAUGACACUGACAGAAUGAUGAAUUGAGAUAAUUUUUC